Messenger RNA from Thermochaetoides thermophila DSM 1495, 2022 nucleotides. RefSeq names its product putative RNA splicing factor. Bases 1 to 2022 code for a protein of 673 amino acids. The transcript has 2 exons. The record is from RefSeq and is a predicted model, not a curated record. Gene Ontology annotation, biological process: maturation of 5S rRNA; mRNA cis splicing, via spliceosome. Lineage: Eukaryota; Fungi; Ascomycota; Sordariomycetes; Sordariales; Chaetomiaceae. Gene Ontology annotation, cellular component: U4/U6 x U5 tri-snRNP complex.
AUGGACGCAGCGUCAAUCGAAGAAAUUAACAAAGUCCGGCGGGCGCUCGGCAUGAAGCCCCUGCCGGUGCCGGGCGCUGCUCCAGAACCGUCCGACACCAAGAAGCCGUCCUCUACGGAAGACGACGAGCCAGGAAGCACGCUCGAGAGCCGCGAGGCGCAAGCGACCGAGAACUUCAAGAAGGUGCGCGAAGCGGAAGAGGCGCGACGCCGGCGCGAGGAGAAGGCUGCCGCGAUCAAGAAGGCGCGCGAGUUGGCCCUGCGCAAUGCGGUUGUCGAGGGCAAGACGCUGGCUGACGAGGUCAGUGAUGAUGAGCUGGAUGUGAAGAAUUGGUUGAAGGGGCAGAAGAAGAGGCAGAAGAAGCUGGAGGAGGAGAAGAGACGGCGUGAAGAGCAGGAGCGCGCGGAAAGGGAGAAGGAGAAGGCUGCUGCUGCGGAGCACAGUUUGGCGGGCGUGAAGGUCGCGCAUGAUUUGAACGAUUUCUUGGGGGCGGAGGAGCAGAUUUUGACGUUGAAGGAUACAGGUGUGUUGGAGGCAGAAGAAGAAGGCGAUGAGUUGGAAAAUAUUGCGCUGCGCGAGCAGGAGAAGUUGAGGGAGAAGCUGGAGCUAAAGAAGAAGAAGCCGGUUUAUGACCCGACGGAGGACGAGACUAUGCAAGGAGGCAUCUUGUCCAAGUAUGAUGAGGAGAUUUACGGAAAGAAGAAGAAGGCCUUCACCAUUGACCUUAACGGGGUCAGCACGGUGUCUGGGGAGGGAGCAAUCCAGAACGUGUCGGCGCCAGUGGAGAAGAAGCAAGUGGCAGUGGCAGUGGAUUCCAUUGAUGAUAUUCUUGGACCGGAAACCGCUGCACCGACGUCAGAUUACCUAGACCCGUCCGAAGUGAAGGUCAGGAAGCCAAAGAAGAAAAAGUCCAAGUCAACACGGCGACAAAAGGACGAAGAUGAUAUCCUCUUCCAAGGAGAUAUGGCCAACGGCGAGGAAGAGCCCCAAGAGAUGGAGAUCGACUCGGCCGCGGCGACAGUCCCCAAGAAGAGGCGAAUCGUGGACGACAACUUUGUCGACGACGACGAUCUACAAUCAUCCCUCUCUAAACAGAGACGAGAAGCCCUCAAGAAGAGGAAACGGCUGCGUCCAGAGGACCUGGCACGGCAAUUGCGCGAGCAGACUGGAAACGGCAACGGCGAAGCAGAGGAUGAAGAAGCCCAAGGCGAGAUCAUGGACGAGGUCAGCCGCUUCGUCGACAGCCUACAACCCGAGCUCUUGCAAGAGGAGAAGAAACUGCGCAAGCCCAAAGUGGAGGAGGUUCCUACCGUAACGGCCAUGCAAGACGAAGAAUCCUCCUCCUCUUCCUCCGAAGACGAAGACGAAGAAAUGCACGACGUCGACGCCUCCCAAUCCCUCCGCGAAACCUCCGCACCGCUCGCCGAAGUCCCCUCGACGGGCGUCGAAGAAGAAAAGACGGUCGCCCAAGGCCUGGGCGCGACACUCGCCCUCCUCCGCGAGCGUCGCCUCAUCGAAUCAGAUGGCAAGGGCGAGGAGCUCACCGAGCAGUUCCGCCAGCGCCAGCGCUUCCUGGCCGAGCUGCACCGCCGCAUGGCCCAGUUCGACGCCGAAACCAAGGCCCAGCGCGAGCGCGACCGGCAGUCGGGCAAGCUCGACCGCAUGUCGGCGCGCGAGCGCGAGGAAUGGCAGAGGCAGCAAAACGCGCUGCGCGAGCAGCACCAGGCGAGGAUUAUUGAUCAGUUGUAUAGGGAGGGCUACAGGCCGAACGUGGAGCUCAAGUAUAUUGAUGAGCAUGGGCGCAGGCUGGAUCAGAAGGAGGCGUUCAAAGAGUUGUCGCAUCAGUUCCAUGGCAAGACCUCGGGCAAGGGCAAGACGGAGAAGAAGCUCAAGAAGUUGGAGCAAGAGAAGAAGAGGAUGGCGCAGAGCGUGCUGGAUGCCAGUCAGAGUGUUGGUGGGAUGAGUACCGCGGCCAGCCAGCAAGGAAAGAAGAGACGGGAGGCCGGCGUGCGGUUGGCUUAG